AUGGCCCGUAUUGGCCCGAAUCGUGGCGGCCUGAUCGGGUUGGCCGACCCGAUGGAGGAUGGCCACCACCGCGACCGUGAAGCCACCAAGGAAGAAAUCGACCAGAAUAUCGAGAUGGAGGCCGAAGAAGAAGCCGAAACCGCGGAGAAUUCAGCCGAAAAUUCUGAAGAACCGCCAUCAGUACAGACGCGGAAUGCCGGCGACUCUUUCUUGAAUGCGUCACCCAGACGGGUGGAGGAACCGACGACGAGGGAUACGGAAGAAGCGCCGGAACUGACCGAUGAUUUUGAGGACAUCUCCUUUGGCGGAAAGAUUAUUGACGGUGGAUUGACAGACGAGUUUCCGUCCGAUUUCUCGAACCGCGAGGUUCAGAAUUUCUUCGAUGAGGAGCCCCGAAAAGAGACGCCAGAGGUCAAGCCGGAGCCGGAAGUACAAACUACGACACUGUCACCACCACCACCACCCCCGCAACGUCAUCAUCAAACCGGGGAUUCGAUUCAGAAGUUGCCCCAACCAUCCCAGCCAAUGUUCAUCACCAGGGAGCAACUGCUCGAAAACCCGCCGCAGGAGCUGCUAGCUACCGUACCCCCCACGAGGCCUCCGCCUCCACCACCACCUCCUCCAACUCUACGGCCACAGCCGCCGUUGUUCAUCCCCGAGCCCGAGGCCGAGCAGCUCGACUUUGACUCCACGGAGCUGCUGGAAGGAGCUGAGGAGCACCCGCUCGUCUCGAUGUUCCCGGCCACCUUGGACCGAGAAGCCCGAGCCCUGCAGAGACAAUUCUGGAGGCCAAAGCCUUUGGAACACCGCGCACCUCCUCCCCCAAUGCAACCCGAAGAGGAGAUCUACCUCAUGGAGGAGGCGCACAAUGAGAUCGAGAGCCCAGCUCGAACUCGCCCGCUGAGCAGUGCCAACCCAAUGUUUGCCAACAACAAGGUUGAUAGCCGCUCCCUCCAGCCCAGCGCCCCUCAGCCUCCGAUCGCUCCUUCCGGUUACGGUAGCGCCGAGGAGAUUCAGCCAUAUUCCCCACAACAUCGUGCUCAGGGUUGGAACAAACCGAUUAUGCCAUCAAAUAGACCUAACCACCAUCAGGGCCCACAACAACCAUCCCUGCCUGAUGUCUUCCCACAGCAGAGAGGGCAGAAGCCCCAGGGUCCCGCCCCGAUCUCUGAUGACACCGUCAAAGCACUGGAUUGGAUGCUAAACAACAUCACAAAAGCUGCGGAGGCUGGGGACAAGCAAUUUUUGAAAACAUUCCAGCCGGAAUCGUCGAAUCCACCCGGAUACUCACCCACUUUUGAGCCAUACCAGCCUGCCGAGCCACUGCCUCCAGGAACCCGCCGCGUCAGCUACGGUAUCAGCAAGAAGAAGCCGGGCAUCUCGAAAAAGGUCGGGGCACCGACAAAUGCUCAUCGACGUCAGCAUGGCUGGGCGCCGCAGCACGACGGCGAGAUGAAGCCAAAAAUCGGGCGCAAAAAGCUGCAAAAAAGGCCGCCCGGGUUGAGCAGGAGGAAGAUCCAAGCGGUCACCCAGCAAAGUGAGCACAAAAACACGGGAGGCUACGAUGGACGUAGAGCGCUCGCCGCUCGACAGCUUCCGGUUCAGAAAUCCCCAGCCGGCCAGGCGUUGAUCGACGAGAUCGACGAGUUGCAGGCAUUAAUGGGAAGUAUAGAAAAAGAGCUGAAACUCGUCGGGGCCAAGAAGGAGAAGGCACGAGUCGCCAUGGAGGAAUUUAAGAAAGACGAUCUUGAAAACCCAGGCCUUGACGGUGAUCGAUUUAUGGGCGAAAAAGUGCUCAGGCACACCAAUGCCAUGGAUCUGGAGCUGGCGCCGAGGCGGGGCUUUGAGGUUCAAAGAGGCGCUUCUAUUGGAAUUAUUGAGCAACACCAGAAUGAGCCGCUGAUCUUCUCGGAUGGCCCUGUAGCGGAAAUUGGAUCCGCCGGAACCUGGAAACCGUGGUCAGUGUGGGGCAAGUGCUUCUGCGGAAAUCAGGUCCGAACACGGGCCUGUGACUAUGUGGAAGGCGUCACGACGAUUGGGUGUGAAGGCCCCUCCUACCAAAGCCGACCGUGCAAAGGAGGUGUCUGCCCGGCGAGGGAUCCACACCCCCGGCAAACGAUAAAGCUGAGACCGUCGGUUCCGGAAGAGGAGCCGGAAUACGAAGUGCCCAGCCGCACGGAUCGAGCCUACUUCCGGCAACGAGCCUUGGCCCCAGCCGGGUUUGUCGCUCUC
Messenger RNA from Mesorhabditis spiculigera, 2232 nucleotides. The record is from the annotation of a GenBank genome assembly. NCBI's taxonomy places the organism in Eukaryota, Metazoa, Nematoda, Chromadorea, Rhabditida, Rhabditidae.